AUGAGCGCUACAGCGAGGACGGACCCAUCGACCCAUGACGAAAUCAGCGGAGACAUCGCGGUAUACAAGGGUAUCCCUGUCCAGUUGAAGCAUCUACACUUCAAGGAUGCCCUGCAGAUGAACAAGGAAUUCCUCCACGAGUUCAAAAUGAUACGGGAUGUCAAUCACGCCAACUUGGCCCGACUGUAUGGGGCGUGUUUGGACGCCCCCCGCAAGGUUUUGGUUGCAGAGUUCUGUCCCAAGGGAACACUACAGGAUCUGCUAGGCAACCCCCAGAUUAAGCUGGACGCUCAGUUUAAAUUCUCUCUGACAAUUGACAUCGUACAGGGGAUGUGCUUCCUGCACGACAGUCAACUACGUAAUCACGGCCGUCUGAAGAGCAGCUGCUGUCAGAUAGACAAUCGCUUCACUGUCAAACUGGCUGACUUUGGCCUGCCGACGUUGUACAACAACAUCGCCGUUGAUAGAACAUCCCAGGAAUACAUUAACGAGUGCUUGUGGACAGCGCCGGAAUUGCUACGGAGUGACGUUGCUAUGGCAACCAAAGAGGCGGAUAUGUACAGCUUCGGCAUUGUACUGCAGGAGAUAAUCACGCGAGAAUCACCUUUCUUUAACGAGACUUUGGAUGUGACUGUGUCAGAAAUACUUGUGAAGGUCAUCAAGGGAAGUAACCCUCCUAUGCGGCCGUGCUGUGAAGUUCCUCACCGCCUAUCGGAGCUGCAUGAGCUGAUGAAGAGUUGCUGGUCAGAGGAGCCAGCGCACAGACCGAGUUUCAUCACCAUCCGGAAAGACCUCAAGAAAAUCCUCGCGCGUUUCGGCGAGUCCGGGAACCUGCUGGACACGCUACUGAGACGCAUGGAGCUGUACGCCAACAACCUGGAGAAGCUGGUGGAGGAUAAGACGCUGGAGUUGCGGGAGGAGAAGAAGAAGUCGGAGGAGUUGCUGUAUCAGAUCCUGCCCAGGUCUGUAGCUGAGAGGUUAAAGCGAGGCCUCAGAGUGGAGCCUGAGGAGUUCGAGUGUGUAACCAUCUACUUCAGUGACAUCUGCGGCUUCACCACCAUCUCCGCCAGGUCAACCCCCAUGCAGGUGGUGGAUCUCCUCAACGACCUCUACUUAUGCUUUGACGCCGUCAUCGACGCCUACGACGUUUACAAGGUGGAGACUAUCGGAGACGCGUACAUGGUUGUUUCUGGCUUACCACAGAGGAACGGAAACAAACACGCCCAGCAGAUCGCCCUGAUGUCGCUGGCUUUACUCCAGGCUAUAGACACGUUCAGGAUGCGCCACCUACCGGGGGAGAAACUCAGGCUGAGGAUAGGCUUGCAUUCAGGGUCUGUGUGUGCGGGGGUGGUGGGGCAGAAGAUGCCGAGGUACUGUCUGUUUGGGGACACCGUCAACACAGCGUCCAGGAUGGAGUCUCACGGGGAGGCUCUGCAGAUCCACAUGAGUGACCCAACAAAACAACUAUUGGACGACUUCCCCACCUUUAAUAUUCAGAAGAGGGGCGUUAUAGAGGUGAAGGGUAAAGGUCCGAUGUCCACGUUUUGGCUGCUCUCAUCUUCUUCCUAGUCACAUGACACUGACGGGAGGUGAGGUGCCCUUGGUUACGAGGACACAUGUUCAU
Haliotis rufescens (red abalone) is the source of this 1624-nucleotide messenger RNA. Its product is annotated as atrial natriuretic peptide receptor 1-like. Bases 1 to 1569 code for a protein of 522 amino acids. The transcript has 14 exons. Gene Ontology annotation, biological process: cGMP biosynthetic process; protein phosphorylation; intracellular signal transduction. Gene Ontology annotation, molecular function: ATP binding; guanylate cyclase activity; peptide receptor activity. Lineage: Eukaryota; Metazoa; Mollusca; Gastropoda; Lepetellida; Haliotidae. The record is from RefSeq and is a predicted model, not a curated record.